Prorocentrum cordatum is the source of this 717-nucleotide messenger RNA. The record is from the annotation of a GenBank genome assembly. NCBI's taxonomy places the organism in Eukaryota, Dinophyceae, Prorocentrales, Prorocentraceae.
UCCACUUGCCCCCCUUCCCACUCAUCCUCUCCUUCUGCAUCACGGCCCAUGGGCCGCCUGGCGGCGGUGGUUGCGGCGGCAGCCACGCUGACAGCGGGGAAUGGCCAGACAGAUCUGGCUCUGGACGAGGCUGCUGCCACGGCACCCAAGCCACCGUCGUACACCUGGCCGCCGUUCACGAACUGGGACUGCGUCGGAGUCCGCGGCGUGCUCGACUGGGACGAGGUGUACGGCCAGGUGCUCGCCGGCCUGCGCAGCCCCGAGCAGGAGGGACGAGCGGUGGCUGCUGUUCGACGCCGUCGUCGAGGCCUUCCAGGGCCACACGGCCGAGAUGAGCGCGGAGAGUGCCCGCUGGGGUCCCUCUACUUCCUCGUUCUGUACACGUACAGGAUGAUCCAGGGCGGGGGAAUGGAGGCCGUCCAGCAGUCCCAGCACUUGGCCUCCGCGCUGCGCCAGUUCCCGUUCUUCGUGGUGGCGGGCGGCCGGUGGCCGACGUUCGAGGCCCUCGACCAUUUCUCGCACAUGCAUAAGGCUCUCAGUCGCAAGGCCAUAGAGAACACGCUGUGUGAGGGUGUGCGGGGGACCUCCGGCAUCGAGUGGGACGCGGUGUUGGUAGCGGCCAAGACGGGGAGAGGUACGCGGGGGGAGGCUGGGCGCUGCGCGGCAACGCCCGCAUUCGAACAUCGGAGGCCGGAAGGUCCCGCAGCAAAUCCCAGG